This is a messenger RNA of Papaver somniferum (opium poppy), 1312 nucleotides long. RefSeq names its product heterogeneous nuclear ribonucleoprotein H2-like. The record is from RefSeq and is a predicted model, not a curated record. Gene Ontology annotation, molecular function: RNA binding. The transcript has 2 exons. Gene Ontology annotation, cellular component: ribonucleoprotein complex. NCBI's taxonomy places the organism in Eukaryota, Viridiplantae, Streptophyta, Magnoliopsida, Ranunculales, Papaveraceae. Bases 223 to 1017 code for a protein of 264 amino acids.
CAGAAGACACCUGUUUACAUUUAUUUAUUUUCCAGAAAAAUAAAUUAGCAAAAAUAAUAAAGGAGGCGGGCGAUAGAACGAACAAGACAACUUCAUUAGGGUUUUCUUCUUUGGCCAGAAAGAAAAAAAGAUUGCAAACAAAAUUCAUCCAAAAUCUACAGGCUUCUGUUUUCAAUCAGGGGGAAAAUCAGAGAGGAAAUUAUCCUUCAACGUCUCAACACCAUGUACGGAUCAAGAGGGGCAAUGUUGGGGAGCGGGGGGGUUUCGGAUGGGUGUGGGGUCGGCUCAAAGAGACAAAGAAUGAUCAAAUCAAAUCCGUACUUUCCAGUGAACGCCGGUGCUAGCAGCUACCAGCCUUUCAGCAGCUAUGGUGGUGGGUGGAAUCUUACCUUUCCAGUUGUUCGUCUCAGGGGUCUCCCAUUCAAUUGCACCGACAUCGACGUAUACAAAUUCUUUGGUGGGUUAGACAUUAUUGACUGUCUUCUUGUGAACAAAAAUGGACGAUUCUCUGGGGAGGCGUUUGUUGUAUUUUCAAAUACUAUGCAGUCCGAGGUCGCGCUCCAAAAGGACCAUCAGAACAUGGGCAGAAGGUAUGUAGAGGUUUUCAGGUGCAAUAAGCAAGACUAUUACCAUGCUAUCUCAGCUGAGAUGAACUAUGAAGGUAGUUAUGAUGAGUACCGUGGAAGUCCUCCUCCUCGCUCUAGUAAGAGGAGGUCCGUUGACAAGGAUCAGUUGGAAUACACGGAGAUUCUCAAGCUAAGAGGUCUUCCUUUCUCUGCCACCAAGUCUGAGAUUUUGGACUUCUUUGGUGAUUUCGACCUUGUCGAGGAUAGUGUACAUCUUGCAUGUCGUGCUGAUGGAAAAGCCACUGGUGAAGCAUAUGUGGAGUUUGUUUCCACUGAUGAGGCUAAAAGAGCUAUGUGCAAGGACAAGAUGACCAUGGGUUCGCGGUACGUUGAGCUUUUCCCUUCUACACCUGAUGAGGCCAGACGUGCUGCAUCUAGGUCAAGGCACUGAUUCUGAAACGCGUCUGCAUGCAUUUUCUUUAAAAGGGUGCACAAGCGGUCAUUUGGAUCGUUGUUGAUUUAGACCUGGCCUGGUUUCUUACGUCUGCAUUUUAGUAUGCCAUUUGAAUUGUUUGAUAAUGGGUUUGUUUGUGAUCUUUUAGAUGUAGACUUGAGAAACUCAAAUAUGAAUUUGGUUUCACUUACAUUUAUUGAUAUUAGUUACAUGAUUAAAGGGUAUUUGACUAGGGGUUUGAGCAUAAAUUUGGGAGCAAUUUGACGAAUCCCGUGAUAUAAAUGAAGAGAAA